AUGGCAACUCCGUUCGAGUUAACCAAUGACGGUAGUAUUCGUAUCGUCAAGAUCACUUCGUCGGGCCACUUGGGGGCGCCCCAGGGCGGCAUUAACUUUGACGACCCGUCGCUCAAAGAAAGCGGCGGCCCAUGGUCUCGAUACGGGCAGAGCAAGUUGGCUAAUAUUCUACAUACCAUGGCGCUGCACCAAGAAUAUGGCCCCGACUCACAGCGCGCGCAUAAUGGGGGCGGCGAGAUAUGGGUGUCGUCCGUUCACCCCGGCGUGGUCGACACGAACCUUUCCGGAUCGGUGGGGUCGCCCGUGAUGAGCUUCCUUUCCGUUAUGCGCUGGUUCGGACUGAUUUUGCCUGCGGAUGAAGGAUCGUGGAAUACUUUGUUCUGUGCUGCGGUUUCGGAUAUGAAGGCAGAGUAG
Molecule: messenger RNA, 414 nt
Organism: Colletotrichum costaricense
Lineage: Eukaryota; Fungi; Ascomycota; Sordariomycetes; Glomerellales; Glomerellaceae
Product: short chain dehydrogenase
Exons: 2
Coding region: 1-414 (137 amino acids)
Source: RefSeq, a predicted model, not a curated record